This is a messenger RNA of Durusdinium trenchii, 1365 nucleotides long. Lineage: Eukaryota; Dinophyceae; Suessiales; Symbiodiniaceae. The record is from the annotation of a GenBank genome assembly.
AUGAAGCUCUUCCAGAGCAUCAAACAGAAGAUUGGUGAGGAUGCAGAAGAUCAGGCUGCUCCCAAGCCAAAACCAGGUAGAGCGAAGCCGCCAGAGACCAGCUUUCCUUCCCUGCCCAAGCUGCGCGACGAGAUCGCGGCCGACCGGCCAGAGCUCUUCCGGCAGAAGCUGCAGGCAUGCUGCAUCAUCUAUGACUUCAGCUCCGAGAGCAACAUGAAGGCGAAGGAGGCGAAGAGGCAAACUUUGCUGGAGAUCGUCGAACAUGUCAAUAGUAGCCGUGCGGCUUUUAACGACUCCUUGAUCCCGGACAUUGUGAAAAUGCUGGGUGCGAAUAUCUUUCGGGCUUUGCCGCCCAAGGACCGCUCCUUUAUAGUCUUUGGCGAUGAUGAGGAGGAGCCCACCUUGGAGAGGGCUUGGCCCCAUUUGCAGAUUGUCUAUGAGUUCUUCUUGCGCUUCGUGGUCUCCAAUGAGAUCGACCCAAAGGUGGCAAAGGCUUCUUUGAACGCCGAGUUCAUCUCGCAGAUGAUGGAACUCUUUGACUCUGACGACCCGCGCGAGCGGGACUAUUUGAAAACCAUCCUGCACCGGAUCUAUGGCAAGUUUAUGACCUUGCGAGCCUUCAUUCGACGGUCGAUUCAACAAACCUUCUACAAGGUGAUGUACGAAAACGACAUGUACAAUGGAGUAGGUGAGCUGCUGGAAAUUAUGGGCAGCAUCAUCAAUGGCUUUGCACUUCCCUUAAAGGAAGAGCACAAGGACUUUCUGGUGAGAGCUCUCAUUCCGCUUCACAAGUUGAAGUUCCUGAGCAGCUUUCAUCAGCAGCUGUCUUACUGCAUGUCGCAGUAUGUGACCAAGGAUCCCCGCCUCUCACUGCCCAUUGUCUCGGCCAUGCUCCGGUUUUGGCCCACGACGAUCACCUCCAAGCAGGUGCUCUUCCUGAACGAGUUAGAGGAACUCUUGGAGCUUACGAAGCCCCCCGAGUUCAUUGUCAUGCAGGAGCCACUGAUCCAGCGAAUAGCGCAAUGCAUCAUGUGCCCUCACUUCCAGGUGGCGGAGCGCACUCUGUUCCUUUGGAACAACGACUACAUCGUACGCCUCAUAACCUCGAGUCGGAAGGCCUUGUUCCCAGCCAUCAUCGGGGCGCUGUACAUGAACUCGAAGCUGCAUUGGAGCAGUGCUGUUCAUGGACUCACCUUCAAUGUGCUGAAGCUGUUGAUGGAGGCUGAUCCCCAGCUGUUCGAUGAAUGUUCAGCGAAUCACAAGGAAACCUACGACGAGGAGGAGCAGCGUGAAGCUACCAGAAAGCUGCGGUGGGCCACCUUGCAGGAUCUACAUGAGAAGAACUUCCCACAGGUCGUCUCUUAA